This is a messenger RNA of Lampris incognitus (smalleye Pacific opah), 1848 nucleotides long. RefSeq names its product pelota mRNA surveillance and ribosome rescue factor (gene pelo). The record is from RefSeq and is a predicted model, not a curated record. Gene Ontology annotation, cellular component: cytoplasm. Lineage: Eukaryota; Metazoa; Chordata; Actinopteri; Lampriformes; Lampridae. Bases 152 to 1309 code for a protein of 385 amino acids. The transcript has 13 exons. Gene Ontology annotation, biological process: nuclear-transcribed mRNA catabolic process, no-go decay; RNA surveillance; nonfunctional rRNA decay.
CCAACCUGCGCGGCGGAGCUGCCCAUUCCCCCCUAGUUGGAAAACGGUUUGCCUUUUCAAACAAGAAAAAAAAUGACGAUAUAUCAGGUUUACCCAAUCCCGUCGAUUUACGCGAAUAACAAAGUAGUCUAAAUCACGCGGCGGAACGACCAUGAAGUUGCUCCAUAAGGACAUUGAAAAGGACAAUGCCGGUCAGGUGACCCUGGUGCCGGAGGAGGCAGAGGAUAUGUGGCACACCUACAACCUGCUCCAGGUGGGAGACAGCCUGAGAGCCUCAACCAUCAGGAAGGUGCAGACAGAGUCAUCCACAGGGAGCGUUGGGAGCUCCAGGGUGAGGACCACCCUGACUGUGUGUGUGGAGACCAUUGACUUUGACUCCCAGGCCUGCCAGCUGAGAGUGAAGGGUACCAACCUAGAGGAGAACCAGUAUGUCAAGAUGGGGGCAUACCACACCAUCGAGCUGGAGCUCAACAGGAAGUUUACCCUUGCCAAAAAGAGCUGGGACAGUGUGGUGCUGGAUAGGAUCGAGCAGGCAUGUGAUGUCACCCAGAAGGCAGACGUGGCAGCUGUGGUAAUGCAGGAGGGCCUGGCUAACCUGGUUCUGGUGACCCCGGCCAUGACCCUGCUCCGUGCCAAAGUGGAGGUCACCAUUCCACGCAAGAGGAGGGGCAGCUGCACUCAGCACGAGAAGGCUCUGGAGAGGUUCUAUGAGGCUGUGAUGCAAGGGAUUCUCCGUCACAUCAAUUUUGAUGUGGUGAAGUGUAUGCUCGUGGCCAGUCCAGGGUUCGUGAAGGACCAAUUCAUCACCUACCUCUUCAGAGAGGCUGUUCGACAGGACAACAAGGUCCUGCUGGAGAACAGGCCAAAGUUCAUGCUGGUCCACUCCUCGUCAGGUCACAAGUACUCCCUGAAAGAAAUCCUGUCCGACCCAACCGUCACCAACAGGCUCUCUGACACAAAGGCAGCAGGAGAAGUGAAGGCGCUGGAGGAUUUCUAUAAGAUGCUGCAGAAUGAACCUGACAGAGCCUUCUAUGGGCUGGCUCACGUGGAGAGAGCAGCUGAUGCUCUGGCCAUAGACACUCUGCUGAUCAGCGAUAACCUUUUCAGACACCAGGAGGUUGCCACCAGGAGUCGGUACGUGCGCCUGGUUGACAGUGUACGGGACAACGGAGGAAACGUCAGAAUAUUCUCCAGCCUUCAUGUGUCUGGUGAACAGCUGACUCAGCUGAGCGGUGUGGCGGCCAUCUUGCGGUUUCCCAUCGCCGACCUGUCGGAUCCCGAGGACGACAGCAGCUCCGGGGAGGACUGAUCACUGGCCAGAGACAGGACAGAGGACUGCUGUGAAGUGAUGCGGAAAGGCAAAGACUCCCUCUACCGUCAGCCACUAAACUGCAGUGAUCAAGGUCGUGUUGGUUUCAGUUAACACAUUACCACGCCAACUGAUCGCACACUAAAUGCUUGAUGUUCUCACAUAAUUUGAUGUGGUUUCGCUCUUUGGGUUCGGACCUGGUUAGUGCUGCUGGUUCCCAGUUGCUCAGACUGCCACAAGGAGAUGGAAUGUAAAAAUUUCUUGUUGCCAAGACUAAAUUAAAAUGCUCAGAUUAAAUUGCUGUUUAUUUUAAAACGACUGUGGAGCGAUUACAAGAAAAAUUUGGGUUUUCUGAUCUACAGUUAGCCCCCCACUUGUUAUUUUUCAAGGAUUUCAUUUACAUCCAGUGUCUGCAAUUAAACAGCUGAAGCAUACAUGCCGUGUUGUUCAUUUGUUAUUGCAAAUCAUUCUAACUACACAGUAACUUGAGGCACGAUAAUAAAAAAUAGACAAUUUAUUGUACAAUAAAGAUGCUCUUU